ACACCAAAAAGAAGAGCAAUCCAAAGCAAAGUGAGCUCUAGAAAAUACAAGAGUUUUGUGAGUGCUUUGGGUGAGGGUGAGCAAGAGCAGAGUGGUUAAAAUUACUUUGCUGAGUGUUUUUUGAGUGUGUCUCGCAUUCAAAAAUACUAGAUCAACUCUCUAUGGAAGAUGUCAAGGUGGCACUGAAUUCAAGAGAAUUGAAGAAGAAGGUGUCCGGAGACAAGAGUGGUGAUCAAGCAGCAGGAUUGGUCAUAAGAGGUAGACAAAAUAACAGAACUUUCAACAAGCGAGGAAAGUCUCGAUCCAAAUCGAGAGCCAAGCAUGCUCGAUGUUACGAGUGUAAUGAGACGGGACAUUUCAAGAAAAAUUGUCCCAAGCUCAAGGAGAAGAAAGCUGAAAAAUCUAGUGAUGCCAACAUUGCCAGUUGCAGUGAUAAUUUAGAUGAUGGAGAUUGUGUUCUAGCUGCCUCUACAAACUCCUCCGGUGAGGAAUGGAUUUUAGAUUCGGGUUGUUCAUUCCAUGUAUGCCCACGACAUGAUUGGUUUGAAACAUAUAAACCAGCCACUGGCACGGUGGUUCUUGGUGAUGAUACAGCAUUGCCUAUUGUUGGAAUUGGCAACAUUCGGAUCAAGACGUAUGAUGGGAUGGUCAGAACAUUCGAGGUUCGUCAUGUGCCGGGUUUGAAGAAAAAUCUCAUUUCCAUGAGUGAGCUUGACUCCAAAGGCUGCCGAUACUCCUAUGAAGGUGGAAUUCUUAAAGUCUCUAAAGGAGCUCUUGUAAUAUUGAAGGGGAAGAAAGUUGGUGGUCUUUAUCACUUACAAGGAAGCACAAUCAAUGGCACAUGUGCUAUGUCAACUUCAAGCCGUCCAGAUAGAGAUGUAACUCAGUUAUGGCAUAUGCGACUUGGGCAUAUGAGUGAAAGAGGGAUGAUGGAGCUGAGCAAGCGAGGUCUUCUGUGUGGCCGAAAAAUUGGAAAGCUAGACUUUUGUGAGCACUAUGUUUAUGGUAAGCAGUGCAGGUUGCAGUUUGGCAAAGGAGUUCAUCAAACUCAAGGCACAGUUGAUUACAUUCACUCAGACUUGUGGGGUCCCUCACCUGUUGCAUCAAAAGGUGGAGUUGUGUAUAUGUUGACCUUCAUCGAUGAUUAUUCAAGAAAGGUGUGGGUAUACACCUUAAAGAGUAAGAGUGACGUGUUCCUCACCUUUAAGCAAUGGAAGACGCUGAUUGAGAAGCAGACUGGAAAACAAAUCAAGCGUCUAAGAACAGAUAAUGGUCUGGAGUACUGUAGUGAAGCUGUCAAUCAUGCUAGCUAUCUUGUAAAUCGGUCUCCAUCCACAGCAAUUGGAUUAAAGACUCCAAAAGAAUUAUGGUCAGGUUCUCCUGCUGAUUAUUCACAGUUGAGGAUAUUUGGUUGCCCUGUGUAUGCUCAUGUUAGGGAUGGUAAACUUGAGCCAAGGGCAGUGAAAGAUGUAACCUUUGAUGAGUCUACUAUGCUCCAAAAAGCAAAAGAGGAGUCUAUAAUUGCAAAGCCAAACCAUGGAGUUAGCAAGCAGGUGGAGUUUGAAGCAACAACUCCAGAAAAGGCAUUGUGGGAUGAUAGUAUUGUCCAAGAGAAUCUAGAUGAGGUGCAAGAUCCAGAGCUAACAGAUACUCCAAUGGAGGUGGAGGCACCUGAACAAACACAACAACGGUAUAAUAUUGCUACUGAACUAAUGGAGGCUGAGGAUCCCAACACUUAUCGGGAAGCAAUUACCAGUAAAGAAUCUCCUUAUUGGCUUGUUGCCAUGACAAAGGAGAUUGAGUCUCUACAUAAGAACCAAACAUGGAAGCUUGUGAUGCCACCAAAGGGACAAAGAAUUGUUGGAUGCAAAUGGGUCUUCAGGAGAAAAGAAGGAAUCCCAGGGGUAGAGACACCCAGAUUCAAGGCCAGAUUGGUUGCGAAGGGUUUCACACAACGAGAGGGUAUUGAUUUCCAUGAGGUAUUCUCUCCUGUGGUGAAACACAGCUCUAUUCGUGUUUUACUUGCCAUGGUUACUUUAUAUGAUCUUGAGUUGGAGCAGCUUGAUUCGCCUCGGCAGUGGUACAAACGAUUUGACAACUUCAUGGUUAAGAGUAGAUUCACUCGGAGCAACUAUGAUAGUUGUGUCUACCAUAAAAAGCUUGGAGAUGGUUCUUGGGUUUACUUGCUGUUGUAUGUUGAUGACAUGCUUAUUGCUGCCAAAAGCAUGUUAAUCAUUGAUGAUUUGAAGAAGCAGCUUAGUGGUGAGUUUGAAAUGAAAGACUUGGGUGCAGCUAAGAAGAUCUUAGGAAUGGAGAUUCACAGGGAUCGCAAGGGAGGUAAAUUGUUUCUCUCUCAAAAGAAGUACAUUGAAAAAGUACUUGAGCGGUUUGGCUUACAUGAAGCUAAGGCUGUGACUACUCCUUUGGGAGCACAUUUUAAGCUUUCAUCAAAUUUGUCACCAGAAACAAAGGAGGAGAAGAAGUUUAUGGCGCGUGUUCCUCAUGCGAGUGCUGUUGGGAGCUUAAUGUAUGCUAUGGUAUGUACUCGUCCUGAUAUUUCACAUGCAGUUAGUGUGGUUAGUCGGUAUAUGACUAAUCCGAGUAAAGGACACUGGGAAGCUGUGAAGUGGAUCCUCCAAUAUUUAUGAGGCAUGGUAGAUGUUGGACUAGUCCAUGAUCGGAGUGCUAAUCCAAGUGGAAAUGUAGUCGGAUUUGUCAACUCUGAUUUUGCUGGCGAUUUAGACAAAAGGAGAUCAACUACAGGAUAUGUCUUUAUUCUCUCAGGGUGUGCCAUUAGUUGGAAAGCUACAUUGCAAUCAACAGUCGCCUUGUCA
Rubroshorea leprosula is the source of this 2834-nucleotide messenger RNA. The record is from the annotation of a GenBank genome assembly. NCBI's taxonomy places the organism in Eukaryota, Viridiplantae, Streptophyta, Magnoliopsida, Malvales, Dipterocarpaceae.